This is a messenger RNA of Trypanosoma cruzi, 426 nucleotides long. RefSeq names its product adenosine 5'-monophosphoramidase, putative. Gene Ontology annotation, molecular function: catalytic activity. The transcript has a single exon. The record is from RefSeq and is a predicted model, not a curated record. Lineage: Eukaryota; Euglenozoa; Kinetoplastea; Trypanosomatida; Trypanosomatidae. Bases 1 to 426 code for a protein of 141 amino acids. Gene Ontology annotation, biological process: nucleotide metabolic process.
AUGUCGAGUUGCAUCUUCUGCAAGAUUGUAGAGGGUUCCAUCCCGUGCCACAGGGUGGCGGAGACGACAAGGGUGUUGGCCUUCGUGGACAUCAACCCCCUCUCCCGCGGCCACCUGCUGAUUGUUCCAAAGACCCACGCAGAGUUUCUUCACCAAGUGGAGCCGGAGACGGCGGCUGACUUGGGGGUGAUGAUGGCAAAGAUAGCCCGUGUCGUGGCUGGGGAGGGAGAACCAAAGACGCAGUACAACGUGCUGCAGAACAACGGCAAACUUGCCCACCAGGAGGUGCCGCAUGUGCACUUUCACAUCAUCCCGAAGCGCAACAAGGAUGAAGGCCUCGCUAUGGGCUGGAAGACAUUGCCGACGGACCACGCCGCCUUUGCGGAGGAUGCAGCGAAGUACAAAAAGGCUCUGGAGAAUAUGUGA